Molecule: messenger RNA, 1149 nt
Organism: Rhineura floridana
Lineage: Eukaryota; Metazoa; Chordata; Lepidosauria; Squamata; Rhineuridae
Gene: POU4F1
Product: POU class 4 homeobox 1
Exons: 2
Coding region: 1-1149 (382 amino acids)
Biological process (GO): regulation of transcription by RNA polymerase II
Molecular function (GO): RNA polymerase II cis-regulatory region sequence-specific DNA binding; DNA-binding transcription factor activity, RNA polymerase II-specific
Source: RefSeq, a predicted model, not a curated record
AUGAUGUCCAUGAACAGCAAGCAGCCCCACUUCGCCAUGCACCCCACCCUCCCCGAGCACAAGUACCCGUCGCUGCACUCCAGCUCGGAAGCAAUAAGGCGAGCGUGUCUCCCAACUCCGCCGCUGCAGAGCAACAUCUUCGCCAGCCUGGAUGAGACGCUGCUGGCGCGGGCAGAGGCUCUGGCGGCUGUGGACAUCGCCGUCUCGCAAAGCAAGAGCCACCCCUUCAAGCCAGACGCCACCUAUCACACCAUGAACAGCGUGCCGUGCACCUCCACCUCCACCGUGCCGCUGGGCCAUCACCACCAUCACCACCACCACCACCACCACCAGGCGCUGGAGCCCGGCGACCUCCUGGAGCACAUCAGCUCGCCUUCGCUGGCGCUCAUGACCGGCGGCGGGGGCCACGAGGGAGCGGGCGGCGGGGGCGGAGGAGGCGGAGGAGGCGGCGGCGGCGGCGGGGGCCUGAUCUCCACCUCUGCCCACCCGCACUCGCAUAUGCAUGGCCUGGGGCACUUGGCGCAUCCCGCGGCCGCGGCGGCCAUGAACAUGCCUUCGGGGCUGCCGCACCCGGGGCUGGUGGCGGCCCACCACGGCGGCGCGGCAGGGCAGGCGGCCGCAGCGGCGGCGGCGGCGGUGGGCGCGGCGGGCCUGGCCUCCAUCUGCGACUCGGACACGGACCCGCGCGAGCUGGAGGCCUUCGCCGAGCGCUUCAAGCAGCGGCGCAUCAAGCUUGGCGUGACGCAGGCCGACGUGGGCUCGGCGCUGGCCAACCUUAAGAUCCCCGGCGUGGGCUCGCUGAGCCAGAGCACCAUCUGCCGCUUCGAGUCGCUCACGCUGUCGCACAACAACAUGAUCGCGCUCAAGCCCAUCCUGCAGGCCUGGCUGGAGGAGGCCGAGGGCGCCCAGCGCGAGAAAAUGAACAAGCCCGAGCUUUUCAACGGGGGCGAGAAAAAGCGCAAGCGGACUUCCAUCGCCGCGCCGGAGAAGCGCUCCCUCGAGGCGUAUUUCGCCGUCCAGCCGCGGCCCUCCUCGGAGAAGAUCGCGGCCAUCGCCGAGAAAUUGGACCUCAAAAAGAACGUGGUGCGGGUUUGGUUUUGCAACCAGAGACAGAAGCAAAAAAGGAUGAAAUUUUCCGCCACCUAUUAA